AUGUAUAAGAACGUCAAUGUUAACACAAUACUAGAUUAUUCUGAAGAUGGAGAAGACAUUCCUGAGUGUAGUAGUGACAAUGCACAAACUGUAUCUACUGAUUGUCGGCCAAUCUAUGGCGAUGGGGCUUCAAAGGGAGGGUGCACUGCUUCUCAGACAAUCUAUAGUAGUGAGAGGACAGUAUCUGCUGCUUCUCAGUCCAUCUAUGGGAACGAGACUGAGGAGGCAAUGUCUGCUGCUUCUCAGUCCAUCUAUGGGAACGAGACUGAGGAGGCAAUGUCUGCUGCUUCUCAUUCCAUAUAUGGGAACGAGAAUGAGGAGGCAAUGUCUGCUGCUUCCCAGCUCAUAUAUGGGAACGUGAAUGAGGAGGCAAUGUCUGCUGCUUCUCAGUCCAUAUAUAGGAACGUGAAUGAGGAGGCAAUGUCUGCUGCUUCUCAGUCCAUAUAUGGGAACGAGAACGAGGAGGCAAUGUCUGCUGCUUCAAAGUCCACCUAUGGGAACGAGACUGAGGAGGCAAUGUCUGCUGCUUCUCAGUCCAUCUAUGGGAACGAGAAUGAGGAGGCAAUGUCUGCUGCUUCUCAGUCCAUCUAUAAUAAUGAGAAUGACAAAGUAGUUACAAGUGCCAAACUCUAUAGCGCCAAAACAAAUCUGUGA
Molecule: messenger RNA, 654 nt
Organism: Branchiostoma floridae (Florida lancelet)
Lineage: Eukaryota; Metazoa; Chordata; Leptocardii; Amphioxiformes; Branchiostomatidae
Exons: 1
Coding region: 1-654 (217 amino acids)
Source: RefSeq, a predicted model, not a curated record